AAGAUGUUUAUGCAUAUUAAAAGGUAUUGUAAUGUGUUGAAAUACACAAAUACAUAGAGAAAGAGAAAAAAAGAGAUGCGCAUAUAUUUUAUCACAUUGUCUUUUAUUUAAAUUGAAAAUAAAUUACUGAUAAUUCGAAGAGAAAAGUUUGUCAUGUAUUAUACAGGACCUUUCCUUUAACUCGCGAUAUUAAAAUAUCUAAUGAGGGACUGAAUCUAUCAAAAAGAUGUUUUUGCAAAUGUUUGAUAUGAAGAGGGAUAUCAUAUGGUACAAAUAAUUCUUUUACAAAUCGAAUGGUGGAAGAAAUUUCAAAUUCAAAUUCUUUUUUUUCAAAUGGAAUCAUAUAUUUUUCUUUUUAUAGUAAAAUGCUAUUUUUUGAAAAAAAUUUAACAAACUAUAAUACUAUGAACUUCACGUGAACUUCAGUGAAAAAAAAUUCGCGAAAUGUGAGCAAUUAAUGCAGAAUAAAAUAAUCAUUGAAUCACUUUUUGUUGAUAACAGUUUGAAUGGUCAAAAAUAUCCAAUAGAAUUUAUCAUUUUAAUUUUUUUAAAUAAAAUAUAAUCAUCCGUUAAUCUGAAUUGUAAGAAUAUAUGCGACAUGUUGAAUUAUUUGUUAGGAACAGUUAAGGUCCAGUCACAUUUGAAGACUUUAUUCGCUACUAUUGUGUGACAAAUUAGUUCCCGUUAUUAUUUCAAGUAACGGUUAUAAACGCACGCGACAAUUUGAAUUAAACAUUCAAUUCUACUUGCUAGGAAUAUGUUAUUUUAGUGGUCAUGUGACUUACCGUGAAAAAUUUCUGUAAUAUUGCAUGUGAUAAGUCAAUCGUGUCAUCGUUUCUACUUAGCACGUGCUACAACUUGUAUUGAGAUUAUAUUAUUAUAUGUAGUUUUUUGUUUAUCAUGACUGAUGAAAUGAAGCGACUCGAAGCUGCAGAUCUCAUCACUAGCAAUUAUAUGUGACAAGUUAAUAGUAUUUGAUGUGGUGAUUUAGUUGUUGCUUCUAGUAGCAACAAGUAAAAUAACCACGUGUAACAGGACCUUCUGGAAAGAACCUGAGAGCUCCUGAAGAUCUUGGAAAGAAGCAUGCGGUAAUCGCAGUCAUAGAGGGCGGUUAUUUAUGAAGCGAAUUAUGUUAUGCAAAAAUAAUACACUUAUAUGUUUGUAUGCAUACUGUUGACUAAUCGUCGGUGACCAGAUCGACAAACAAUAAGAAAACCAGGCGAUCAAAUUGGUCACCGGGACCAAUGAAGUACAUUGAAUCAAAUGCACUCAUUUGUAUCACAAACAAAUUUUUUGAAGAUCAGACACUGACAAAUGUGUUCAAGGGGUCCAAGGUGACCUUCCUCACUACGUAUACUUAAAUUCGCCAUUAAAACUAGAUUUUAUGAUACGGACAAAUUCGAGUUGCAGAGUUUGAUUGCCGAAUUUGAUCGCCUGGUCUUUUGUGACUGAUUGCUGGCAAUCUGUUUGCCGUCGAUUGAUCAAUAAUGCGCACACAGUUUGAGUCAUGUUUUUUUUUUUUUUAAAUUUAUUGCUUUUACUAUACUUUUGUAUAGAUAUGUACAUCUAUAUAAACUAAAUUCAAUAUUUUGAUCAAUUUAUACGUCCACGACUUUACUACAAAAGAAAAUUUUUCGACUGAAAUUGAAGAUCAAGGCAGUCUAUAUUUGGUUCUAAAAUUUUGUAAUACUGUGUACUGUUUCUUUGCAAGUUAGUAGUAUUGCAAUGUAAUUACAAUUAAAUACAGAUUUGAACUUUAAUAUGAAUAUGAAUAGUAAUAAUUAAUUAUUAACAUGGGCCGAGAUGUUGCAAAUAUCGAGAACUGCUUUAUAUCAUUAAUCUGCGCAUUCUUUACAUCAUUAUUGAUGGUAAUACGCAAAGUAAGCACAAGGUUAGCGUACAAUAAGUGCAAAAUAAACGCAGAAUUCGUAGUAUAGACUAUAAGGUAAAAAUAGAAUGAGGGUAUAAAGUAUAAAAUGAGGGUGUAAAAAAACGCAGAAUAUAAGAUAUAAGAUAAGUGCAGACUGAUAAUGUAAUGUAAGUGCAGAAUAAUGAUAUAAGGAAUGGGCAAUAUAAUGAUAUAAGGGAUGCAUAGAAUAAUAAUGUAAGGAAUAUGCGAGUAUAAUGCGAGCAUGAGAGUAUGCGAAUAUAAUAUUGAACAUUUUUGACCAUUCAAACUGCUAUCGAUAAGAAGUUCAACAAUUAUUUCAAUUUGCAUCAAUUGUUCAAAUUUUGGGAAUUUUGUUGCACUCAGUUAUAAUAUUAUAGUUCGUUGAAUAUGUUUCAACAAUUGUCAUCAUAUUAUGAAAAGAAAAAUAUAUGGUUUCAUUUAAAAGAAUGUAUCUGACUUUGAAAUUUCGUCCACUACUCGAUCUAUAAAAAAAUUAUUUGCACCAUAUGAUAUCCUCCUUCAUGCUAAAGAAUAUUUGUAAAAACUUUUUUGUAUAGAUUAUGUCGCUCACGAAAUAUUCUAACAUUAAAAGUUAAAGGAAACAUCCUGUAUAAUACGUACAUAUUAUGCAUAUACAAGCAUAUAUGUGUUACUUUAUUUUAGAAUAUCAAUUUCAUCCUAUCGAAAUAUUUUUCCACCCAAGCAACCUUGUGGAUAAAAUGGAGAGACAAAUGCGUGAGUUUUCAUAAGAGCAUAGCCAGAUCCCAGCUAAUACUCACACGCAUUGGUUCGACCAUCUGCCAUUAUCAUUUCGCUAACUGACUUAGUAGCUUCGUUUUCGCGACUACACAUGGUCCGAUACGAACAUAGUGUGGUGUUUAAUUUUUAAAAAAAAUAAUUCAGGUGUUAUUGAAAUAUAUCUACUGGUUUUUAAUAAAUCUAGUCGAUAGUCUUAAUGGACGGGUUCGUAUAAUAAUUAACGUAUUUUGUGUUAAGGUAUGAUUUAUCAACAAUUUAUUUUCAUUUUUUACAGACCGUUUAAUCAUACCAUAAUUCAGCGAUUAAUAUUAAUUCAAUUUAUUAUUACUAUUUUUACGUGUGUCUACGUUAAAGCCGGAAAUUAUCAUAACGAAUGGGUUUUGCGAAUAACUGGUGGAGCUGAUGUAGCGUCUCUAUUGGCAAAACAAUUCGAUUAUACUUAUCUUGGUCCGGUUCUUGGAUUUGAAGACACAUAUAUAUGGAUUAAGAACGAUAAACCAGGUCAAAAGAAGAGAGGCUACGUCUCGUCAAUGGCAACCUUUAAUUCGAGCUCUAGGAUCAGUUGGGUCGAGCAGCAGAAAUUCGUACGUCGAGAGAAACGUGACUACGUAUCUCCAUUGAUAUUUGAUUCAGAGAAACCUUUGAGACGAGAAAAGCGUCUCCUAUGGAGUUUAUAUGGAAUAUCAUCGAAUACGAUCGAGAACGACAAGAGAAAAUAUCUACCUAUUUAUUUGACGGAUACAUAUAAUUUAAAUCGCAAAGCAUUAUUUAAUGACGAGCUUUGGGAUUUGGAAUGGUAUUUGCAAGAUACUAGAACGAGUAAGAAACUUCCGAAAUUAGAUCUCAAUGUGUUGCCUGUUUAUAAGUUGGGAGUGACUGGACGUGGAGUGAGAAUCGCCGUUUUAGACGAUGGCCUGGAACAUGAUCAUGAUGAUUUACGUAAUAAUUAUGAUCCGGAUAUCAGUUACAACGUGAACGAAGGUAGCAACGAUCCAAUGCCACGAUACGAAGCUACUGGAGCGAACGCCCACGGAACAAGAUGUGCCGGUGAAAUAGCAAUGGAAGCAAAUAAUGGAAAGUGUGGAGUUGGUGUGGCUUUCGAAGCGUCCAUAGGUGGAAUUAAAUUACUCGAUGGUUUUGUGAACGAUCGAGUCGAGGGUGAAGCACUUGGAUUCAAACCGGAAAUCGUUGAUAUCUAUACGGCUUCCUGGGGACCACCAGACGAUGGAAAAAGUUUGGAAGCUCCUGGAAGACUCGCAAGAGAAGCGAUCGAUCGUGGUAUCAAUAAGGGAAGAAAUGGUAAAGGUAGUAUAUACGUAUGGGCGUCGGGUAAUGGUGGAUCAAACUAUGAUAAUUGCGGAUGUGAUGGUUACGUUGGUAGUAUAUAUACCGUGGCGAUUGGAUCGGCAAGUCAAACUGGUCGAUCUCCUUGGUACAGUGAAAAGUGUCCUGCGAUAUUAGCGACCACGUAUAGCAGUGGAGCGUAUCAAGAUCAAAUGAUCGCGACGACUGAUCUACGAAACACUUGUACAACUAAACACACUGGUACUUCUGCUUCUGCACCCUUGGCAGCUGGAAUAUUAGCUCUUGCUCUUCAAGCGAACAAAAAUUUGACAUGGAGGGACAUUCAACAUUUGAUCGUUUGGACAUCUGAGUAUAAAUCAUUAAAUGAAAAUCCUGGAUGGUUGAAGAACGCAGCAGGAUUUUGGUAUAAUUUACAUUUCGGUUUUGGUCUUAUGAAUGCGUACGCCCUCGUAAAUUUUGCACGUAAUUGGACGAACGUGCCGGAGAAAAACAUAUGCGAAGUCCCCAUGGAAUUCGUAUUGGAUAGGAGACUGACUCACGGAGUGAUUAAAACAUUAUAUUUUGAGGCAAACACCAAAUGUUCGAGUAGCGGAAAUGAGAUAGCUUUUUUAGAGCAUGUCGAGAUCGAGAUGAAUCUCGAAUAUUCUCGUCGUGGUGUUUUGGAAAUGUAUUUAAUUGCGCCAUCAGGUACGAAAGUACAAUUAUUGAGUCCGAGACAAUUGGAUGAUUCUUCUGAAGGUUUCGACAAAUGGAAAUUCAUGUCCGUGGCUUCUUGGGGUGAAAAUCCUCAUGGUACUUGGAUCCUACACAUAUUCGAUAAGAUUGGCUCAACUAGAUACAAUGGUACAAUCGGGGAAUUGAAAUUAAUUCUUCACGGCACAAAAUGGCUGCCGUAUUAUCGAAAAUACGAGUCGAGAAUUUACGAUCGUGAAUACAAUUGCAAAUCGAAAGCCAUGAAUAAAAAGAGUGCUUUUCAAGCGAACAACGAAAAAGAAGAAAGAAAAAAAGCAAACCUGUGGUAGAACAAAAACUACGUCGGCUCUUUAUACUCGAUCUUUAGAACAGAAGUCGAUCGAACGUUUGACCGAAUUAAAUUUAAAUCCACGUUUCUCAUCCCUUCUUUCGUUCUCUUGGAGAAUUUAUAUCUCUGAUGAAGUAGAAAAGGACGCAUUGAUAUUCGUUUAAAUGAAUCAUAAAGCUGAAUAUACGAAAAAGAAAUUAUUUAAUUAGAAUAAAGAAAUAAAAACGAAAAGAAGAUAAAAAAGAAGAAGAAAAGAAAAAUUGUCUCUUAGAAUAAGAAAUGUAAUCGUUUUUUUAAAUACAUCGUAAUUCUCAAAACA
Messenger RNA from Vespa velutina, 5295 nucleotides. RefSeq names its product neuroendocrine convertase 1-like. Gene Ontology annotation, biological process: protein processing. Gene Ontology annotation, molecular function: serine-type endopeptidase activity. The transcript has 13 exons. The record is from RefSeq and is a predicted model, not a curated record. Gene Ontology annotation, cellular component: trans-Golgi network; Golgi membrane. Lineage: Eukaryota; Metazoa; Arthropoda; Insecta; Hymenoptera; Vespidae. The coding region runs from base 2890 to 4977 and encodes 695 amino acids.